Drosophila eugracilis is the source of this 1852-nucleotide messenger RNA. RefSeq lists its product as uncharacterized. The transcript has 6 exons. The record is from RefSeq and is a predicted model, not a curated record. Gene Ontology annotation, cellular component: membrane. Gene Ontology annotation, biological process: nucleoside transmembrane transport. Gene Ontology annotation, molecular function: nucleoside:sodium symporter activity. Bases 16 to 1752 code for a protein of 578 amino acids. Lineage: Eukaryota; Metazoa; Arthropoda; Insecta; Diptera; Drosophilidae.
AAAAUUUUAUGUUAAAUGGCUGAACCGGAAGAGGAAUCUCCAGAGGAAAAGCCGCCUCCAACGAAGGCCCAAAGAAUCAUUCGAAUUAUACUCCAUGUGCUUUUUCAUGUAUUGUUCAUUUCGUAUUUUAUUGCAGCAACAGUAAUUUUUAGUUUGUAUGACAAGGGAUCCGACGAUUGCUUUCCUCCUCCCGAACCAGAAACAACAGAAGCUUCUACUGCAUCUGACGAUGUUACCACAGAAGCAACUGAAACUACUGAAAAGCCGAAAGAGGACAAAUUUAAGCCAUAUAUUCUGUGUGAAAUGUUCUGGUGCACUGGUUAUGGGCUACUUAUCAUCCUAUUUGUUUUAUUUUACAUAUUUUGGCUGUACUAUUGGGUAUUCAAGCCAUACGUUGGCAUCAAGCUAUAUAACAAUUUCCUGGAACCUGCUAUCGACAAAUGGAUAGAGUUUAGUCGCCAAAUGAUAGUCUCCGGCGUAAUGCUGGUGGCUGUAAUAUCACUGACGGUGGCGUACCUUGGCUUCGAGUGUCGCGAUAACGGCUACAAGGCGAUCGGACUGUUGGGUCCAUUCCUUUUUAUUCUGAUCGGAUAUGCAGUGAGCAAACACCAUAAAAGUGUCCCUUGGCGCAUUGUGACACACGGUAUACUGGGCCAGCUUCUACUGGGUAUCCUUUGCCUGCGCGUCCCUAUUGGACGCUCAAUCUUCCAAUGUCUUGGGGAAAAGAUGACAACAUUUCUGCACUUUGCUCAGCAUGGAGCCCGUUUUGUUUACGGAGACCGUAUAUGUGAUGAGUUUGUUUUUGCUUUUGCCAUACUGGCAGUGGUGUUCUUCUUCAGCGUGAUCACAAACAUAAUGUACUACCUGGGCUGGAUGCAAUUCGUCCUGAACUGUUUUGGGUUUCUACUGCAAUCCACGGUGGGCACCACGGUAUGUGAAAGCGUAAAUGCAGCGGCUAACGUCUUCCUGAGUAUGUCCGAGAGCCCUCUCGUCAUCCGGCCGUAUAUCCUAAUACUAACAGUGAGUGAAUUACAUACAAUCUGUACUUCUGGCUAUGCUUCAGCGUCAGGUACCGUUCUGGGGGCGUAUGUCGCCUUUGGUGCCUCACCCGCCCUUCUGAUCGCGGCAAGCGUGAUGGCUGCUCCUGGGUCGCUGGCCUUCUCCAAGUUGUUCUAUCCGGAGACCGAAGAAUCGCAGACCAGGUCCGAUAACAUUCAGCUUGAAAAAUCACCCGAUUCGUCCAUUCUGGAUGCAGCCGCCAGUGGAGCUAUGACUGCCAUGUGGAUUGUUCUGGGAAUCGUGGCGAACAUCAUUGCUCUUCUGUCUCUUGUUUUCUUCCUUGAUGCCGUAACAGAGUGGAGCUUUGAGCUGCUCGGCCUAAAAAAAAUCACCCUGCUUUUUAUUCUUUCUCAGAUAUUUAUACCUAUAGUCUUCGUUAUGGGAGUGCCGUGGUAUGAUUGUCAAGACAUUGGCUUGGUGGUGGCUGAGAAAUCGCUGAUCAACGAGUUUGUCGCCUUUCAACAUUUAGGAAAGCUGAUCAGUGAAAAUAGUGUUGAACCACGAAGCGCUGCAAUUGCUACUUUCGCGCUUUGCGGAUUUGCGAACCCCGGUUCAUUGGCUAUUCUGAUCGCUGCAUUAAGUGCAAUGGCACCAUCUCGACGAACAGACAUCAUCAAGGUGGCCUUUCGAGCCUAUUUCGCUGGCAGCUUCGUCAGCUUUACAUCAGCUUCCUUUGCAGGCAUUCUCUAUUAAAAAAAACUCUGCGAUAUUUAAAUGCAUAAUUAUCGGAAUUCAUUGGGCGAUAUAUGUCUAAACAAAGUUGGAUCCUGGAACGAUUUUACUUAAAUUUGAC